This is a messenger RNA of Plectropomus leopardus (leopard coralgrouper), 4316 nucleotides long. It is a transcript of the gene gpr137c, whose product is annotated as G protein-coupled receptor 137c. The record is from RefSeq and is a predicted model, not a curated record. Lineage: Eukaryota; Metazoa; Chordata; Actinopteri; Perciformes; Serranidae. Gene Ontology annotation, cellular component: lysosomal membrane. Gene Ontology annotation, biological process: positive regulation of TORC1 signaling.
UGGAGGUUUUUCCCCCCUUAAGUUGUUUUUGCAGAGAACAGCUUUGCAGAGAUUCACAGGGGGACCUCUCUCUUGUUUUCUGUCUUGUUUUUUUUAACCCAGCGCUUUUUAAAUCUAAACCCCAGGUUUUCUUCGGAUUUAAACCCCAGCGCAGCUUCAUGAUGCCACUUCUUGUCAGAAUAAACUCUUUUUAUCGCAAUUUUUCACCCGAAUACUGUCGUCUUUUUUGUCAUCCACGGUGUAUUUAGCCCAGGUCUGACCCAGUUUCGGUGUUUUCGCCCCCACAGCAUCCCAUGUGUUAGCGCGAGUCGUCAGUGGAGAUGUUUUCGGCAGGAGAGGAGGUUAAUUCCCAUUUGUUUACCUCACUGAAGGAGUCCCCUGGAGCUGCAAUCUCCCCAACACUGGAGCUCAGUCUGACUACCGUCUACACCGUCCUCUAUUCCUUCUUGUUUGUUUUCGUUUACCUGCAGCUCUGGCUCAUUUUGCACUACGGACACAAGCGCUUCAGCUACCAGAGUGUGUUUUUGUUUCUGUGCUUGCUGUGGGCAGCGCUGAGGACGACCCUCUUCUCUUUCUACUUUAAAAAUGUGGUGCAGGCCAACCAGCUGCAGCCUCUGGCCUACUGGCUGCUCUACUGCUGCCCCGUCUGCCUGCAGUUCUUCACACUCUGCCUACUCAACCUCUACUUCACACAGGUGAUGUUUAAGGCUAAAGCCAAGUAUUCCCCAGAGCUCAGCAAAUACAAGGUUCCUCUGCGUCUGUUCUUCCUGUGUCUCAGUAUAUUCUUCCUGGUGGUGAAUUUAACUUGUGCAUUGUUAGUGCAAGGAGCUCUGGAGCGCUCUGAACCACCAAGUGAUGGGGGUAUCAGACAUGCAGUCCUGGCCCGGGUCUUGAUCAACGACAGUCUGUUUGUCCUGUGUGCUGUCUCUCUGGCUGUCUGCAUCUUCAAGAUCGCCAAGAUGUCCUCUGCCAACGUUUACCUUGAGUCCAAGGGUACAUCAGUGUGCCAAGCUACAGCCAUAGGGGCCGUGGUGAUCCUGCUCUACACAUCCAGAGCCUGUUACAACCUGGUGGUGGUGGCCCUGUCCCCUCAGGACAGACCCAGUCCCUUCAACUACGGCUGGUACAGCGUCUCUGAUCAGGCUGAUGUGCAGGAGAUCAGCGGUGAAGCCUACAUCGUGUUUGGGAUCAUUCUCUUUUUCUGGGAGCUUCUACCGACAAGUUUGGUAGUUGUUUUCUUCAGAGUACAAAGACCCAACCAAAAUCUGGCUCCAGGGGGGAUGGUCAACAGCCACAGUUUCAGCUCCAGAGCUUAUUUCUUUGACAAUCCUCGACGGUACGAUAGUGAUGACGACCUGUCCAGAAGCAUUAAUAGCAGGAGUGAUCGGGCCAGUCUCCUUUCCACCACUCCCCAGCUGGGUACAUCCAGUUGGUACGGCUCCAUACAACGCAACGGGACUCUGACUGCGGGCGUAACGUCAGCCCAGCAGCCGCCGUCUUCCACGGCCCCCCUCCUCUUCGCCUACGGAAACAUCCAGAGUCACAAUCACCACCAUCACAACUACUACUCCACCCCGCAGAACAACAACUACCACCAUCAUCACCACAGUAACUACUUUUCCACGCCACAGAAUUAUUACUGUGGCUCUCAAACUUAUUUCUGCACCCCUCAGAAUUAAGCAGGGCCCAUUGUUCAGAUUGACUAAACUAUUUCCUGCAUUUUUGUCACCAUUUCGCUUCCCCAGAUACAGCAAAGCAGGUACUUCUGAGAGAUAUUCUGAGGUAAUGCUCCAGACGAGUUAUUCUGGAGAAAUGUGGUGGCAUCAGUAGGGAAGUUGUUGUGCCAUGACCAACUGCAAUUUUAGGACUUUCACGUCUUUAAAUGUCAUGUAGCCUUUGGAGGAAUGAAAGCAAGUGCAGGCCAUGGACCAGAGUUUUAGUGCUAAUAUGGCUAACACACCUAAAACUGCAAAGACCAACCUUUUUCUGUUCAAUGUUUUGGUCAGUUAUCACUUCUAAGAAUCAUCAGGGACCAGAUAAUCAUUUUCUCAUGAUCCUUUCUGUGUAAAUUUCCAGUCGUGCUUCUGUGAAACAUACCACUCAGACAGGAGCCAUGUAGCGCGCUGUACGAUUUGGCUAAUGGCGAAGCUACCGUGGUCAGUCAGUCAACAGCUGUGGACACAAAGACAUUGUAUUCACUCGACAAUUGUCAAACUAUACUUUGGUUAUCAAAAAUGAGUUGCAUAACUGUUUUUAACGGGCGCACAUAUGAUGCAGUUGUUGUAAAUUAGCAUAAAAAAGGGCAAUUUUGGUUGGAAAGUGAAGGAUCCUAGCCUGCUAGCUUCAUACUUGAUCCUUGAAAGGCUUUUCUGACAAUGAAAACCAAAUGAUAUGCAUCCACAAAGGGCAUUUCAUGGUGAUUUAUCACUUUUAGCUCAAAGGAAUGACAGGAAUUAGCUGUUGCUAAUUUACCAUUGGCUGCUGCAGCAGUGAGAGCUAACUUAUAGCUAACGCUAACAGUUAGCUUAAACUCAUAAUCUGUGUAACCAAGAAAACACAAAAAGCUAAACUUCCAUCCAUCACAGACUUAGUAAUAUUAUCUUGUCAGUGGCAAAUGAUUAUUUUUUUUUAAACAGUGAUUGUUAAUUUUGGUAAAUAUAAAGUUGUACAAACGCCAUUAGCGAGCUUAACAUGUUAGUCUACUCAGUACUGGAUUUGUGUUUAGUUUGUUGUGUAAAAUAAGCUUAUUACAGUUUUCAUGGCUGUAAACAAAAUACUGGUGAGUUUAUUUCCGUGUUCACAAGUAUCAUCCAUGUAAACUUAACAUGUAAGCUUACAGCCGCAAAAUAUGUGAAAUUUAUAUGUAGCUGCCAUAUGCGUGUUAUUGGCAAUGCCAAUAGCACAAGCUUAGGUGCGUUUUGUGUAAAACAUCAACAACGAAUGCAUUUGUAAGACAAUGGAGGAAUUGUUUCAACAGAAGACUUAAAUGACUGACUCAGGCUUUAACGAAAUCAUGCCACUGCUGUUGUAUAAAAAUAUUAAACAGCAGCGAAGUGUUGGUUUCCUUCCCCAUAAUUAUACAACGGAAACUAUGUAAAAACGUAAGACAGGGAGUGCCAUACGUUGUCAAGUUGCUUAAUGUUGGGGAUGUUAAAUACAUCAUUUUGUUCGGCAGUUGCAUUACCAAUAUAUUAUUUGGACAAUGUGGAAUAGAUCAAAAUAUCAACUGAGUAAAAAUCCACCCAGGGAUUGUUCAUUCAACAGGAUGGAAAUGUGUCCGAAACAUAUUUUUGACCAAAAAACUUCCACGUAUUCGGAUCCUUUCUGAGCUGUGAGGCAACAAUUUGCACUUAGGAGACGUUCACCUUCAGUCAAAAAGGCUUCGGGCCUGAAUGUAGGAUUUCAUCUCCUACUUGUUUUAUGUAUUUUCUUCAAUCAUUGUCUGUAUGACUAUUUAUCCUUUGUGAAAGGAAAUUAUCAAUGUGCCAUCACAUUUUGUCAUAAUCGUUUCAUUCCUUAAGGAAAAUAUUUUUGCACAAGAAAUGUUUGGAUGUGUUUUUAAUUGUUUGUGUGUCAAGUUAAUCGAUUUCUAAUCCAUGUGUGUUUUUGCGUCUGUGUGUGUGUGUGUGUGAUCUUGAAUUUUAGUUUUUGAAGUUUGCUUUUAUACGUGUUUAUUUUACAUUGAUUUUUAUUGUUUAACUAAUUUUAUAGUUUUUUUUUUUCUCUGACAUUGUUCUUGAUAAUCUCAUGAAUCUGAAUCUCAUGACAGACUGCAGCCUGUAAGCAAUAUUUCACUUUAAGGGGAACAUUUUUGUGUCAGACCAAAACCAAUUUAUCUGUGCUAAGUCAGGACUGAAUGAAAAUAAAAAGCCACUCAACAUCACGGUACUUUAUCAGACUUAAACUGUCGAGAAGCUCAAUCUGUAAAUGACCAUGUAAACUGACUUCACAAAAGAAAUCAAAAAAAAAAAAAAAACAUGUAUUAAAGGACACUGAAACACAGAGAUGGAAAUGAAUUUGUCGAGUCCAGCUGUUCACCUGUUUCAGAAAUAUUAACAUCUGCAGUGCAUGCUUCUGCAUCAGAGUGCAAGAACUCAGUGUCAUAUUUUCUUUCCGAGGUGAUAUAAUUUAUGUAAAAAUGUUACUCUAUCUGCUAUGAAAUGGCAGUGGUAAUUGUUUUAUGAAUUGUUUUAUGGAUUGUUUUAUCCGUGGCCAUACUGAAUGUAACCUAUUGUGCGACAGAUCACUAACGAUGUAUGCAAAAGAAAGCACUACCAUGUUUAAUAAAGGCCUACUGCACUGUUUUUAAAAUGCAA